AUAGGGUUGUUGGUCCUCUAGCUAAAAUUACCCUUUUGUCAUCUUCUUCCUCCUUGUACACUUUUUUAUUUUCUUCUGCACACUCUCUUGCCUGCUUUAAUUCAAAUCUUCUGACACUUUCUCUCAAGCUUUGUGCUUUUAUUGUCUUUCAACAAGCUUUUAUUUUGUGUCAAACACACUUACAAAUGGGUAUCUCAUGGAAUAAUCUUCUCUAACGGAGAUUUUCUCUCUCACAAUCUGCGCUACAGCCUAACUCUUCAUCAACUAUCUAUUAGUUGUGCAAUUAGCUAGAUACCCAGAUUCUUCAGAGAACAAUUCUCUAUACAUUCCUUGCAGUUCUUCAACCAAUAUUCCUUAAGCUGAUCAAAUGCCAAGAUCAAGGGGUUCAGAAAUGCCUCAAAGGCAGUCGCCUCGAGGUCCACAUCCACUUAGGACAUCUAGCUCUGAGUCAGAUCCACAGCAUAAUCGACUAAUUACUGAGCGAAGUCCCAAGCUGGGAGACCGUCGCUCCCCUCGAGGUUCGCAUCCUGACUCACUGAACCAAAAGAAACUAGGCACCCGUAUUGCAGAUUUAGAAUCUCAACUUGGCCAAGCACAGGAAGAGCUGAAGAUUUUGAAAGGACAGUUGGCUUCUGCUGAAGCUGCAAAGCAAGAAGCUCAACAAGAAUUGGAGAAGAAUACAAAGAAACCAGCUAUUCUGGAGCCUGAGGAAAUUCAAGAAAAGCAUCCUCCAACUGAAAUUCAGGAUCUUGAAAAGGCAGAGAACAACAUUGUGGACAAAGUAUCUGAUGAAAACCAGCAGGAAACUGAUGUUUUUGAAGUUCCAGUAGAAAAAGAGGCUGUGGAGGCCAAGGCUGAACCUGGCCACCUGAUUGAUCAGGUAGAAAAAGGAAACUGGACAACUAAAAUGACAACCGAACCACUAGCAAUUUCAGAGCCAGAAAAGCCAUCAUUCCAUGACUUGACUUUAAAGGAUGAUGAGAUAAACAUGCUAAAAGCCAAGUUAGAAAAGAAAGAAAAUGAAUUGGAGGCGUUCGGAAAAGAGAAUGAGAAUUUGAAGAAUCUACUGAAUGAAGCAACCUCAAACAUUUCAUCUGCUAAAGCUAAGGAAGACAAGAUGUCCACAAGGUUAAGCCAACUGGGAGAAGAGCUGGAAAAAAGCCAAGCAAGUGCAGCUCAUUUAAAGGAUAAGCUGGAAUCUGCAGAAGGAGCCAAGGAAGCCUUGGAAGCUGAAAUAAGGAAAAUGAGGGUGCAGACAGAGCAAUGGAGAAAAGCAGCAGAUGCAGCAGCAGCAGUACUCGCUGGGGCAGUGGAGAUGAACGGUAGGAUUACCGAGAGGUGUGGCUCCAUGGAUAAGCACUUUGGUGGUGUAUUCGUAACACCAGGUGGUGGUGGGUACACUAGUUUUGUGGGAUCACCAGGAAUGUCUGAUGACUAUGAUGAUGGUUUUGGAAGUGGAAAAAAGAAGGCCUCUGGCAUUAAAAUGUUUGGAGACUUGUGGAAGAAGAAGAGCCAGAAAUGAAGAUAUGAUACAACCUCUUGUUGGUAUCUAUGUUAUGUAGGCAUAUUCAAGUAUUUUGCACUGUUUAUGUAAUGUAUGUAAGCUCAUGUUAAAUUCAUCAUGAAACCUUUUCAGGGAUGAUCUUAAUAUAUAUUCUACUUUGAUUUA
Hevea brasiliensis (rubber tree) is the source of this 1669-nucleotide messenger RNA. RefSeq names its product interactor of constitutive active ROPs 1. The transcript has 3 exons. The record is from RefSeq and is a predicted model, not a curated record. Bases 368 to 1522 code for a protein of 384 amino acids. Lineage: Eukaryota; Viridiplantae; Streptophyta; Magnoliopsida; Malpighiales; Euphorbiaceae.